UUUGUGACCUAAAAUCGCAUAAUUUUUUUAAUCACACUAGGCGAAUUUACGAUCUGCCUACUGCCAUGGCUUAUAUUCCUCCGCACAAGCGUCACUCUAGUUCCUCUCCGGCGCCGGAGUCUCUUCUGCCCCCGCAAUUUCGCAAAAAAGUAAGCAUAAGUGAUCGGAACUCACACGGCAGGAGCACCUGGAAGGACAAGGGGUCCAAAAUUAUCUACGCAGACAACGCGAUUUCCAAGUGGUUCGUGGUCGGCUUGCCCAACUCGGACAAGGAAGAUGAAUCUUCGUGCGACCUUUCAGCUCUCACCAGAUUCGAGCCGGUAUCACUCGGAUCCUUCGUGAAAAAAUCGGGUGAAACCCCCUUAGUUUUGGUUCUAAAAGGUAUGACAUCCUAUUCUACUUGUUCUUCGCGCUCCAUAUUCGAAACAAUAAUUUCAACCUAAGCGCGAGGUACAAGUAAUUGCGCUUUAGUAUUUGCUGUGAGCAUUACAUGUAAUGUCAUACAACUGAUAAGUAUGGCUUGUGACUGUUAUCUUACUAUUUACGACCUUCACUUUCCAUAUUGUUAUGCUCUAGACGACCCUGGUGAGAGUGAGGAUGCUUUUGUGGAAAAACCGUGGUUUUUUGUUGUUGAAAAUGUGAAGCAGGACUUGCUUGAAGCAUUCGACAGGGUGACGAGUGAAAUUCUGGGAAAUGAACGUGAUGCAGUAAAGCCAACUCUAGUUGCUAGGGUUGGAAGAGUUCUGUUUCACGGAAAUCUUUCAUCUUUACACUCAUGGACUGAAAGCAGUUUGAGAACAUCGAAAAGAUCUUUUUACACUAAUGUUCCUCUCUCAUAUAUGGAACACCUAACAAACGAAAUUGUUCAAAAAGUUGGACUUGACUUUGAGGGGGAUAAGGAGUUGUACCAUGUUAAGAUCUUUGAUAAUUUACAGCCUGAUUCAACAAUCUCAUGUAAAUGUACUGUGCGAAAAGAUUGUAAAAGCAUUGAACUCUACAAGGCAGGUUUCUACUUGCAUUCCAUGACAACAGGAUGAUUGAGUUAAACCAGGUGCGUCACCUGGUUGUGGACAUGUCUUUUCUUCGGAAGAGCCUAGAUUUGAGGUUAAUGCUUAAUACCAAGAGAAUCGUGAUAGCUUUAACUGAUGACGAAGAAGAUUGUAUAAAAGCUCUAAUUUCUUGUGCCAUUCUUGAUCCGGACGUUAAGGGUGGGCUUCGAUGGCCACUUGGGAAGGAUACAUUGGGAGGUCGGUACACCAUAGUUGGUGUCUGGCAUACCAAUGCUAAAACAUAUAGAAGUUCAUCAUUCAGGCUUAAGGUUCGACGUGCAGAUCGAUUUGAUUUCAGAACAUCAUCUGGUGAGGUUUCAGGGGAGGUUAUUCUGAAAAUGCACGGAGUUGUAGCAAAAAUGGAGAAGCAAACGUGUGAAAAUGACAAAGUGGUGCGAUUGCUUGGAGAUGAUUUGAAGUUUAUAUGGGAUCACUUGAUGUGCAUCAAUAAGUGAACUCAAAGUUCUGGAUUUUGGAGGUGGCCUACUAGUUAUUGCAUUUUCAUCUCUUGUAAAUAACUUUUGCAGUGACUUGGUAUUCCAGCUCUCGUGUUGUUUUGGUACAAUGAUUUCUUGUAAUUUGUAAAGCAUCCCUUGACCCCAAAGUUCAAGCCUCAUUGACCUCAGUUACUCAGUAUUAGCUCUGAGUUUUUGCAACCAUCAUGCUUUAUAAUGACACAUACCUUUUCGAAAUACCGAGUAAGAAAUUGUUACCAACCUACUCCUUUGGUGUAUAUAUUUUGAAUUUUACAUAA
Molecule: messenger RNA, 1803 nt
Organism: Cuscuta europaea
Lineage: Eukaryota; Viridiplantae; Streptophyta; Magnoliopsida; Solanales; Convolvulaceae
Source: the annotation of a GenBank genome assembly